AUGAUGACCCCUCUUCGCUUCGCCCGCUCUGCCCUCCGGGCUCGCCCCGCCGCUUUCCGCGUGCCUCUUCAGCGCAGAGGCUACGCUGAGGCCGUCAACGACAAGAUCAAGCUUUCCCUUGCGCUCCCUCACCAGAGCAUCUUCAGGUCGACCGACGUUGUCCAGGUCAACAUCCCCGCUGAGUCCGGAGAGAUGGGUGUCCUUGCCAACCACGUCCCUUCCAUCGAGCAGCUCAAACCCGGUCUCGUUGAGAUUAUUGAGGAGGGUGGUGGCAGCAAGAAGUUUUUCCUUUCUGGCGGUUUCGCCGUUGUCCAGCCCGACUCCCAGUUGACCAUCAACGCUGUUGAGGGUUUCCCUCUUGAGGAAUUCAGCGCUGAGAACGUCCGCGCCCAGAUCGCCGAAGCCCAGAAGAUUGCCGGUGGCAACGGCAGCGAGCAGGACAUUGCCGAGGCCAAGAUUGAGCUUGAGGUUCUGGAGACCCUGCAGGCUCACCUGAAAUAG
Messenger RNA from Aspergillus mulundensis, 501 nucleotides. Its product is annotated as F1F0 ATP synthase subunit delta. Gene Ontology annotation, molecular function: proton-transporting ATP synthase activity, rotational mechanism. Gene Ontology annotation, biological process: proton motive force-driven ATP synthesis. The coding region runs from base 1 to 501 and encodes 166 amino acids. NCBI's taxonomy places the organism in Eukaryota, Fungi, Ascomycota, Eurotiomycetes, Eurotiales, Aspergillaceae. The record is from RefSeq and is a predicted model, not a curated record. The transcript is spliced from 6 exons.